AUGCAGGAUCUCUAUGCUACCACUGACCAACGCUCUACGGGCGAGGCGGCUAGUGUCCUGGGUCGGACGAUGUCCAAGUUUCGAAGUAAACUCCAGGAUGCUUUUGUUCAGAAUAACGUUAAUAAGGCAAUUAUGACAGUUAUUGAAGAAAAAUCUUCUGUAACCUUGGCCGAUCGUUUGGAUGAAAUUGUUACCAAGGAACUGCGGAGAAACGGACACAAGAAUGUUGCUUUAAUAUUGAGAGCCCUUGAACAUGUGAUCAUUAAGGAUGAGGAGUGUAUUCAUAAACUUGUUCACCACGGCUUGGUUGUAAAGACCGUUUACAUGUUGAAUUGGUUUGAGAGAGUGUCAGAGCAUCUUAAGGAACAGCAAAAACCAACCAAGAUCGCCAUAAAACUCAUCGAAGUGUUCUACGAGGUUUCCAUGAGUCUGUGUCAGAUGACUAGUGCAGGCAGUUAUAAAAUCCUGGAUGUCUUUCUGUUGCGUUUUGGAGCUGUUGUUUUGGAUCACGAUGCACCUUUCUCUCUACGUUUGGAGGCGAUCAGAACCAUAAACUCCAUGUUAGACAGCAGUCCAAAAGACAUCAGGAAGAGACUCUGCCAGUCAGAUGACCAUAUCGGGCUCUUAGAAGACUUGGCAAAAGCGCUGAUAGACAUUGGGGAUUAUGAAAUGCAGGUGGCCAUAUCUGAAGCUCUCUGCAGGAUGACUCCAAAAAAACUGAGGGAAGACUUUGCUGGCAAAUGGUUCAGUUUCAGAAGCUUUGCUUCAGCUUUUACAUCAAUUCGUGACAAAGAUUUUGAAACGGACUGCAGGACAUUCCUGAAUGAACUCAACAGCUAUUUUGGAAACUCGCGAAGAGUGUUCUCCUUCCCUUGUAUAAGGGUUUUUCUUGACUCAACCGAACUUUUCAAGCCUGAUGAUGAGUUUCUAACACAUUUUUGGGUGGAUUUCAACAUCGGAACAUCAACUAUAAGUUUCUUUGUAAAUGACCCGCAGAACACCCUGUGGGAGCUGAUUCACCUAUGCAAAGAUGCCAUCAGCACAUAUAAUCUACAAGACCGGGAUGGACAGAAGAUAUUGACUGUUAACAUGAUGAACCCAAUCAGUAACGGAAAGAUCACUGGCCAAAAGGUCGAAAUCAUCUUUAGCUCGGAGCCCCACAUUCAGACUGCCUUGACAAGAGUGUUUGAAGAGAAGCUACAGCCAGGCCCUUCUUAUGCAGGGACCCAGCAACUGAAUAUGCCAGAGACCAGCCCACCUGUUGGAGACUUCAAAGGCACAACUAAAGUUUCCUUCCUCUUCAGUGGAGCAAACAGCUACCCAGGCGCAAACCUGAAACGAACACAAGAAAAAGACAUCUUUUACUUUAAGGACCAUUCAGAUUCAGAGGUAACCCUUAAAGUGUCACAAUGUGUGGGUGACACUUAUGACACAGAAUGCUCAGGGAAGUCACAUGACAGGAAGCCAGAGACUAUAACGUUCAUGACUGCUUUAUGGAGGUAUCAGAAACAAUGGAAUUGCAGACAUCAACAAGAUUUGGGUUUGACUAUGACUAUCAUUUGGACAAUGGUGGCACGUGCAAAGACUGUGUUGUUCUGUCAGUCGUCAUCAUCUAAUGGGUCUACAAAAUCCCUCCCUGACACUCUGGACAGAACUAUCAAGAAGAGAAUGAGGAUGAUGCAUUCAAGUGAGGAGUUUCUCCGCAGAGACACGCCACAAAUUGACUACAGCAGGAAGAGAUCCAGAUCUAAAGGCAAACUCAGAGUUUUACCUCUGUCUUCACCCAGCAGUAAUGAGGAGGAAUUAUCCAAGUAUUCAACACCAAAGCACAAAUGUCAUGGAAAGGAGAGAAGAGAAAAUGAAGAAUGGCAGAGAACAGUGAAUGUUGAAUCCUCUGUGUUAAAAGAGAUUACAGCUGAUUCAGGUUUUCAGGAAAAGACUACUAUUUCUGACAGCAGUUUCCCUAUGGAAGAACCUGAAAAUCUUAUUGAAAAGUUACAUGAACAUGCUUUAGAUAUAGAAGCAUCACUUCCCCAAACAAGUGAACCAUCUGAAUCAUCAGAGCCGUAUGGGGAUCUGAAAAGGGACCAGUUGCUGCCUAGACUCAAACCCAAGAGGCUUUUCACGUCCAUGUCACUAGAGGACGCUGCAGAGAGAGUUACUAAAGUGUUGGAGGAUGAGUCCGAAGAAGAAUUGGGUGCAGGUGUCAGAGCAGCGUUUAACUCCUUUAAGACUCAGCUGAAAGCUCAUUUUUCUAGCAGGUAUAAAAGAAUUGAAGCUAGAUCAAUGCAGUCCCUAACAGACUGUCAGAGAAAUGUGACCUCUCUCUUGGGAACAGUACACAGUCAAAGAUUGUUACAUUUGGAGCAUUUUCAGAACAGUGUGGUGCAGCAGCUGGAGUGUUUGGAGCAGGACUGUCUGUCUCUUAAAACCAUCGAGAAAGAAACCGUGAAUUUCUGGCAGUCAGAGUCGAAUACAGUUCGAGCUUUCUGUGAUCGACAGCAGAAGAGCUCUGUGUUCAAUGUCAGGUUGGAUUCUCUGACCGUCCCUCAAGAAAGUGCUGUUGCCUCAUACGGUCGAUCAGAGAACCAAGAGGCUAAUGUCAGUUUGCUUGCAGAUCUCGAGGCCUCCCAGUGUCCUCCAGAACAAUCGAACGCAGAGGUUAUGUCCUCCUAAGACUGCUAUUGUUUUUCAUUCAUUUUUUUCUUUCUGUCUGUCCGGGAUGUCUACACCUUAUUAAAAAAACUGAAGAAAGUCAUGCACUUUGUGUCAAUUAAGGUCAGGAAUUAUAAUAAAAACAAAAAGCAGCAGGUUUAUCUGGUACAAUUAUUUGAAGUGCUUUAUUUUAUUUAGAUAAGACAUUCAUUUAUCUUCAGUUCUAAUGUACUAGUCAAUUAAGCUGUCUAUAAACCAUGUACAAUUCUCAACGUAAUUUGCACCUUAUGUAAAGUUUGCAUCUUUACCUAACACUGUUUUAAAUGCCUCAAAUAAGGGAGUGAUCAACUUUAUGUAGCGCUGCGCAGACCGAUCUUGUGUGAAAUCACAGUGAGAGCAAGCAUACAUAGUCCUCGAAUUGCUCUCGUGGCACUGUCGUUUGCGAUCUGUCUGCAUGGCAUUGCAUGUCCUCGAACAAGUCAUGUCAAAGAUGAUUUUCACAGUAUCUAGCUGAUGAGUUGAAUUGGGUGUUUUAUAUAGGAAGACAUCUAAAGCAUUCUGGGGGGUGAUGACUGGAACUGAGAAACGCUGCUUAAAGAAAUAAACACAAAACUUCAGAAUCUAUAAACUCGCAUUCCUUUUCAAAUCCCUAACAUUUCCAGGUUUUCAAUGGCUGUGAACUAAUCCAACUGGUUAAAAUUAGUCUAAAAUGAUUACUUUAAAUAAUAUAUUUAUAGUUAACACAUUCUGCAGCAGCAAACCGUUUUACAGCUUAUCAGGUAAAACAAUUCAUAUAAGGCAUUUCUGUUAAACAAUGGCUGGACAUGGAGGUUAAGGAAAAUUUACUAAUAUUUAAUUGAAUUUACUAAAUAUUUCUCAUCAGCGAGACACAAGCUUAAGAGGCUUAAUACUAUUUUGUAAUUUAUUUUGAAGAACAUCUGGACCUGUGGUUUUGAACUGCCUCCAUUUAAAAUGUUGUGUAUGCCACUUAUCCAGCUCAUAGUGUCAAGACUUGACAGGAAUGUAUAAAACAAAAAUAAAAAAGUUUAAAAAUUCCUAUUCUAAUAAAAGGACUCAAUUACAGAUGAUUAUAGCUGCUAUUUCACCAGUGUUCGACAUAACUGGAUUGAGAAAGUAUUCACUGUGCUUUCCGUUUUAAAUUUGAUCCAUUUAGAGAAUAUAAAAGCCCAUUUGAAUGAUUGAUGUUCUUAAGAUCUCAUCCAGUCUUUGUCAUUCUGUCACUUUCCAGCCUCUUCUUUCUGUAUGUCUGCAGAGGAAUGGCAUUUGUUGAUUAAGAUAUGGAAACAGACUGACAGUUAUGGGAUCAAGCACAGAAAAGCCAGCAUGUGCGCUGAACUGGGGAUUAAUUGGAGGCUAAGAUUAUCCAUGUGGUUCCAACAUUUUGAAAAGUUUAAACUAAAUUAUGUACAGUAUAAUGUGAAAUAGGGGGGCACGGUGGCUUAGUGGUUAGCACGUUCGCCUCACACCUCCAGGUUGGGGGUUCGAUUCCCGCUUCCGACUUGUGUGUGUGGAGUUUGCAUGUUCUCCCCGUGCCUCGGGGGUUUCCUCCGGGUACUCCGGUUUCCUCCCCUGGUCCAAAGACAUGCAUGGUAGGUUGAUUGGCAUCUCUGGAAAAAUUGUCCGUAGGGUGUGAGUGCGUGAGUGAAUGAAUGAGUGAGUGUGUGUGCCCUGCGAUGGGUUGGCACUCCAUCCAGGGUGUAUCCUGCCUUGAUGCCCGAUGACUCCUGAGAUAGGCGCAGGCUCCCCGUGACCCGAGGUAGUUUGGAUAAGCGGUAGAAAAUGGAAUGGAAUGGAAUAAUGUGAAAUAAUUUCUCUGUUCGAAACAGUAUUAUUAUAUAUUUGAAAUGAAACGCUACACUUUCAUUUAUGCGUUUACGCGUUCAUCUAAAUCACAUGAUAUCGAAAGUAUACUUUUUUUAUCAGUGUCUGUGUUCCCUGGGCACAGUCCCAUGCACUUUGCACUGCACUUUACCAAUUGACCCUACAAGAGCAGUAUCGAGUAAAAAAGGUUUUAUGCAGAAGAAUUGGAUCUGUAACAUAUGUAAUCUGUAAAAUUAAGAAAGUGUGCAUAUC
This is a messenger RNA of Triplophysa dalaica, 4749 nucleotides long. RefSeq names its product synaptonemal complex protein 2-like (gene sycp2l). The record is from RefSeq and is a predicted model, not a curated record. Lineage: Eukaryota; Metazoa; Chordata; Actinopteri; Cypriniformes; Nemacheilidae. The transcript has 33 exons. Bases 1 to 2676 code for a protein of 891 amino acids.